This is a messenger RNA of Rhodamnia argentea, 2965 nucleotides long. Its product is annotated as pentatricopeptide repeat-containing protein At2g02980, chloroplastic. The record is from RefSeq and is a predicted model, not a curated record. Gene Ontology annotation, biological process: RNA modification. Gene Ontology annotation, molecular function: RNA binding; protein binding; zinc ion binding. The transcript has a single exon. Lineage: Eukaryota; Viridiplantae; Streptophyta; Magnoliopsida; Myrtales; Myrtaceae. Bases 181 to 1986 code for a protein of 601 amino acids.
AGCUCAGUUGGUUAGAGCACCCGUUUAGUAAGCGGGAGGUCUUGAGUUCGACUCUCAACGAGAGCAAUCUGCUUCACUUUUUCUACUUCGUCUUCUUCUGUGUUUUUUUUUUUUUAAGUAUUUAUCCGGCUUCUUCUUGUUCGUCUUCCAUCCGCAACCUCCUGCUUAUCUGUACUGAUUAUGGCGACGGCUUCGCCUCCACCAGUAAGCACAUUGUAUCCACCGAAAGAGGGCGCGACCUCUGCUUCUGCAUUCUCAGCUCAUCACCCACUCUCGCUUUUGCCCAACUGCAACUCCUUGAAGGAGCUCAAGCAAAUCCAAGCCUUCACCUUGAAGACCCAGCUCCAACGCGACAUCUCUGUGAUCAACAAGCUCGUCAAUUUCUGCACUCGAUACCCAAACGAUGCUUCCAUGGCUCAUGCCCAGAAGCUGUUCGAUGAAAUUCCCCACCCGGACAUCGUCCUCUUCAACACCAUGUCCCGCGGGUACUCGCGCGUGGAUGACCCGCUUCGGGCAAUGGCGCUGUUCGUGCGGGUUCUGAAUCUCGGUCUCUUUCCUGAUGAUUACAGUUUCCCAUCGCUCCUGAGGGCGUGUGCCGGCGCUAAAGCAUUGGCGGAAGGCAAACAGUUGCACUGUUUCGCUGUCAAACUCGGGUUGACCCAGAAUGUCUAUGUGUCGCCCACUCUUAUAAAUAUGUACACCGAGUGCGGCGACGUGGAUGCAGCUCGAAGGGUCUUCGAUAAGAUAUCCGACCCCUGUGUUGUUAUUUAUAAUUCAAUUAUAAAUGGUUAUGCUCGGAGUAGCAGGCCUAACGAGGCAUUAUCAUUGUUUCGAGAAAUGCAAGCAAGUAAUCGGAGGCCUGAUGAUGUGACCAUCCUGAGUGUUCUUACCUCUUGUGCGUUGUUGGGAUCAUUAGAGCUCGGGAAAUGGAUACACGAGUACGUGCAGAGGCACGGUUUGGAUGGUGUGAAGGUGAACACCUCACUGAUAGAUAUGUUUGCAAAGUGCGGGAGUUUAGAGGAUGCAAUUUCCAUGUUCGAGAAUAUGAAGAUCAAAGAUACGCAGGCUUGGUCAGCAAUCAUUGUGGCCUAUGCAACACAUGGACAUGGUUCCAGGGCUAUAUCAAUGUUUGAAGAGAUGGUUCAGACCCGAGUAUCGCCUGAUGAUGUUACUUUUCUGGGGCUCUUGCAUGCUUGUAGUCACACUGGAUUGGUUGAGGAAGGGUACAGGUUCUUCCGUGAUAUGAAGAAUGAGUAUGGGAUUGAUCCCGGGAUCAAACAUUUUGGAUGCAUGGUGGAUUUGCUGGGACGAGCAGGACGACUGGAUGAGGCUUACGACUUCAUACACGAGUUGCCGAUUAAGCCCACGCCAAUACUAUGGCGAACAUUGUUGUCUGCGUGUAGCAGCCACGACAACAUUGAUAUGGCGAAGCGGGUCAUUCAGAGGAUUUUCGAACUGGAUGAUACCCAUGGCGGGGACUACGUAAUGCUAUCCAACAUGAGUGCUCGAGCUGGCAUAUGGGAGGAUGUGGAUUUUUUGAGGAAACUGAUGAAUGAACGCGGGGCGGUUAAAGUUCCUGGUUGUAGCUCCAUAGAGGUGGACAAUGUAGUGCAUGAAUUCUUCUCAGGGGAUGGAGUUCAUUCUGUUUCAACGUCGCUGCACCAUACACUUGACCAGCUGAUCGAAGAGCUGAAGCUGGCGGGGUAUGUCCCCGAUACUUCUCUAGUCUGUCAUGCGAACAUGGAGGAGAAGGACAAAGAGAUCACACUUAGAUAUCACAGCGAGAAGCUGGCCAUCGCUUUUGGCCUUUUAAACACUCCCCCAGGGACGACGAUUCGCGUGGUGAAGAAUCUGCGAGUAUGCAGGGACUGCCACUCUGCUGCCAAACUUAUAUCUUUUAUCUUUGGCAGGCAGAUUGUCCUUAGAGAUAUUCAACGGUUUCAUCAUUUCGAGGACGGUGAGUGCUCUUGCGGUGAUUACUGGUAGUUUUACUCUAAUGGAGGUUUGAUUUAAGUCAUUCAAGUGGGUGCGCUGUGACGUACCACUUAACCAAGCAAAUUUCCAAGCAGGCAAGAGCAUACUGGUGUACAUGCCUUGCCUCAAGGCACCCAGAGGGCCACCCUGUGCUUGCUUGUGACCAUGUUUGAGAACCAGUGUACAGAGAACCAAAUCAAGUUUGCUCCUUUCACAUGACAAACUGGAGCAUUUCUCUCUCCUGCAAGAACUCUCCUCUCUUUGAGGGAGAUGAGUGAUUGCAAUUGUCGUUUAAAGGCAGGUCUGGUGUGUAUAAAUGACUGGUUAGAGUUGAAAGGACCAGCCAAUUCAAUGGCCAAGCUUGCAAAGUGGAAACAGCUACGGGCAGGUGUGAAAUGGUCUUGCCUCCUAAAGACAAUGCUUGGAUACAGGAAACAGAUCAGCAUUAUGGUGGUUGAAAGUUUCGUGCAUCUCUUAUUGGAAGCAUCAAUAGUUUUUCUGCCAUUUGUCUGCGCCUAAUUUGACUUUGGUGGAGAGUUAAAAAGAACAGCCAAAGGAGUGGCCUAGCGUGCAACGUGGAAACAACCACGAGCAGUGAAUGGAUUCCGCCUACUAAAGACAAUGCUUGGACUACACAGAACAGAUGACAGCGAACCGAGUCCAGAUGAAUCUCUAGUCUGAAAGCUCCAAAGUAGCCAUUACGAACAUGAUGGAUAGGCUUUGUUUUUCGGUUGAAUAAGGGGCUUCAUAUUUAACCAGAUUAUUGUGAAGGCUGAUCACAAUCAAGAAUUUUGCUGUCCAUUGAACUUCUAUGACUUUUGCCUUUUUUUUUUUAAUAACAAAAAUGAGAUAAACCCAUAAAUGCAGUGUCGAUUCUGUGAACAGAGGCCAGAUUUUUAAACUUUGUUGCAUCAUGCCAAUGAUGAACCGUAAUGAUUGCUUCCUCAUUCAUGAGAUUGAAAUUGAUGAAUGAAAGGGUAAGAGCCGACAU